AUGCUUCUCUUGUUCAUUUUUCCUGUUGUCAAUUCAUGUAUCCCUACUCAACAAGUGGAAACCACAUCAACCACGACAACCACGACAACCACAACAACAUCCACGACCACAACGACUCCUAUUCCGUGCCCAACUGGCUGGGCACAAUCUGACGAAAGACCUAGUGGACCAUGGUGCAUCAAGGCAUUUCGUGAUUUCGGUAUAACUCAGUACGAUGCGCAAGCCGCUUGUGGUGCUCAGGGAGCAGUCCUCAGCGGAAUUCAAAAUCAAGUCGAGAUGCAAAUGAUGGCUGGAUUGGCAAUGACGGGUGGUCAUUGGCUUGGCGCUAGAAGAACGGCCGCAUGUAUUGGGCAGCUAGUGACCGCGACAUGCACCCGACUGAACUCAUUUGAAUGGACAGACGGCUCUGCGACCGGCACCGAUGGAUUUAAUUGGAGACUUUCAGACGGAGAGCCAAACAAUCUAUUUUUAAAUGUUUUCAUUCAAUACGAAAAUUCAUGGUUUUUUUUUCAAUAUUGGUAUCGACAAGUUAUAUUGCAAAACACACUCAAAUUGUGCUGCAAUAUAUUGGGCAGCAAAAACUCUACAAUUGGCCUAUCGUAUUAUUACAUUAACCAUUUCAUUUUUUAAUUUUAAAUUAGUUUAUUUAAUAUUUUUUUUUUUUGGUAUCUUUUUGUUGGAUUUAUACAGUGCCGGCCAAUAUUCUAAUCGCUUUUAGUUUUUUUGAGCAAACGUCUUUAUUUGUCAAUCUUUUGAAUAGUUAAACAUUAUUUUGGUAUUAACACUUGAAAAUGAGGGA
Molecule: messenger RNA, 799 nt
Organism: Caenorhabditis elegans
Lineage: Eukaryota; Metazoa; Nematoda; Chromadorea; Rhabditida; Rhabditidae
Gene: clec-242
Product: C-type lectin domain-containing protein
Exons: 5
Coding region: 1-630 (209 amino acids)
Molecular function (GO): carbohydrate binding
Source: RefSeq, marked reviewed